AUGCCGACAGAACUUGAGGAGCUCGUCGGGUUCAUCGCCCAUCCGAACCCUCAAAUUCGCAAAGUAGCAACUGAGAACUUGGUGCCAUACUCGACUGAACAACCGUCAAUUUUCAAGACAGAGGAGCUGCUCCCUGUGAAGCAUCUCAAAUUUCUCAUUCGAGAUCACCCAGACAUCGCUGAACAUGCUCUCACUAUUCUAGUCAACCUGACGGCGGACCGUAGUGUCCUUGAGUUUGUGGCGACGGAUGACCGGUUCCUUGGGUUUCUUCUCACUAAUUUAGUGGACCCAGAAGAACAAAACGCCAAUCUCCUUGCCAUGUUGCUAGCAAACUUAGCCAAAUGGGACGACCUCAAAAGCAUUGCUACCCGCAAACAAGAUGCCCCUGCCGCCCUCAAAUCCAACGAUCUUGUCCUCAACCAAAUACUCGAUCUCUUCGUCAAAGGAGCCGACGGCACCUACAACAAAAAGGCCGAUUUCGACUAUCUCUCCUACGUUAUUGCCGACCUCUCCAAACACCCCGAAAUCAGAAAAUUCUUCCUCACGGAGCAAGACUACGACCACGUGGUCCCCAUCAACAAGAUCAAGGUCUUCACAGAGCACAAAUCCGACAUUCGGCGAAAGGGCGUGGCGAGCACCAUCAAAAACGUGGCGUUUGACGUGCCAGCACACACUUCCUUCCUAGACGAGGACCAAAUCAACAUUCUACCGUACCUCCUGCUCCCCAUCAUAGGGGGCGAAGAAUACGACGACGAAGACACGAUGGGGAUGCUGCCGGACCUGCAGCUCUUGCCUCCUGACAAACAGCGGGAUUCGGACCCCAACAUUAUCCAGACGCACGUUGAGACGCUGACUCUCCUGACCACUACCCGGGAAGGGCGAGACCUGAUGCGGAAGAUCAAUGUGUAUCCGGUUGUGCGGGAAACGCAUCUCCGGGUAAACGAUGAAGGUGUCCAGGAAGCGUGCGAGAGACUGGUGCAGGUUUUGAUGCGGGAUGAAGCGGAGGAGCCAGGGGCGGUGGUGGAGGAGGUGGAGGACGAUGAGGAGACCAAGAUAGUCCCGGUUUAA
Dichotomopilus funicola is the source of this 1068-nucleotide messenger RNA. RefSeq names its product protein HGH1. Bases 1 to 1068 code for a protein of 355 amino acids. The transcript has 4 exons. NCBI's taxonomy places the organism in Eukaryota, Fungi, Ascomycota, Sordariomycetes, Sordariales, Chaetomiaceae. The record is from RefSeq and is a predicted model, not a curated record.